UGAAGAAAUAAAGGAGCUCCGCUUGGCGCAAAGAUUUUUGUAGAAACCUUCCCGCGCCUCAGGAUGGCAGAUGCAACCUUGAUUGUAAAUGGAUCAACCCCGAUCCACUUGGAGCCGGAUAUAAUCUACCGCAUCGGGAGAGGAGCAGGAGUGGAAAUACCCAUUGCAGAUCAAUCUAUGGAACUGGCCCACGCCACCGCCUGCAUCCUGCGCCGUGGAGUGGUUCGAUUCGCCUCCGCCCUUGGUAGGAUAUUCGUCAAUGGUGAAGAGAAGACUUUGACAGAUGUCGGGAAGGAAGACGCCUUCAAUGGCAAGGAUGUGAAACUGCGUUUCGGAAAUGUGGAAGCUAUUCUAGAGUUUAAGGAUGAUGUUGAUGGGCACAACACCAGCAGUGGCUUCGGCGAAUGCGUUCAGGACAAGAAUGACCUCACCGGGGACAGUUUUGAAAUUCCCGAAACCCAGCCACCACCGGAGGACACUAGUGUCAACGUUACUGCGGACAGUUUCUACAUUCCAGAGACUCAGGCAGUGGUCUCCAAUAGGCCGUCAACCGGUGGAAACAUAUCGCUGGGCGAGGACUUUAUGAUCCCAGAAACGCAGGUUGUUCCCCUUAUGGAGCACAAUGAAAGUACGCGUUGCAGCGAGGGGAGUUCCUCUGGAUCGGGCAGCCACAUACGUAUCUGCACGCAGGAUUUCAACGAUGAUGCCAUCGAUGACUUUGAUUCAUCGCUAAUCCUAGGACAUCCUCUUAUGCCUUUGUCACCGCCAAAGGCAGAUAAGAGAGUAGAGAAUCCAGAAACCACUCGUGAAAAUCCAGAAGCCUCGGAACUGGAAAUGAGUGCCUUGAAUUGGAGUGUUUCAAAUUCAAAAUGCACUGCUUUGAACAGUACCAACCAUCAGAAUGAGGGCCAUUCCGGUUUGGAAGCUUGUUUGACACCCACCUUGACAGGACUCAGCCAGGAUAUUCAAACACCCGAUCUAUUAGACAGCAUUCUUGGUGACAAAGUGAAAGGAAACGAAUCAAAUGCCAGGCAAGAGGAACCAGCUAUUCCCUCACCCGAUCUAUUGGACAGUAGUCUUGAUGAGGCGCGAUUAUCUGGCAGUACAUCAAAUGCCAGCACAUCACAGCUUUGCGGGGUACAGCACCUGGUUGUGGCCACAAUAGAGACUCCAAGGCCAACUCCUGACGAAAAGGAAGAUAAUACUAACAAGGAACCAAACCAGGACUUGAUUGCCACUCAACGAUUUCCUGGAAGGAAGUUGAUUGAAAGCGACGAGGAAGACGAACCAGUGAAGGAACCAAACCAAGACUUCAUUGCUACUCAAAGAUUUCCUGGAAGGAAGUUGACUGAAAGCAACGAAGAAGAUGAACCUAAUCGGGAAAAAAACACGGUUAAGGAACUAAACCAGGACUUCAUUGCUACUCAAAGAUUUCCUGGUAGGAAGUUGACUGAAAGCGACGAAGAAGACCAACCUACUCAAGAAAAUAAAACGACUAGGGAACCAAACCAGGACUUCAUUGCUACUCAAAGAUUUCCUGGAAGGAAGUUGACUGAAAGCGACAAAGCAGAUGAACCUAAUCGGGAAAAUAGCAGGGUUAAGGAACUAAACCAGGACUUCAUUGCCACUCAAAGAUUUCCUGGUAGAAAUUUGGGUGAAAGCGACGAAGAAGACCAACCUACUCAAGAAAAUAACACGACUAAGGAACCAAACCAGGAUUUCAUUGCCACUCAAAGAUUUCCUGGUUUGAAUUCGAAAGAAAGCGACGAUAAAGACCAACCCAACCAAGAUUUCGUGCCUACCCAAUUGUUUAUCCCUCCGCCUCAAAGCGGAAAGAAUCAAAAGUUACCCGAAUGUUUCAACAAAAAUCUAUCUCUGAACCAAGAUUUCAUUGAAACCCAAGUAUUUCCGGGUAGAGGCAGUGCCAUUCAGAAUAAGGAAAACAUUUCAUCAGACAAUGUUUCUUUAAAAGACGACUCCUCCAACGGAUUCAAAGAUUUGGAACCUAUCCUCGAUGAGAUUGAUGAAGUCUUAAAUGAGAUGAUCGCGGGCACCAGAAUGUCACCCGUGGAUCCCAAUGAGGAGCAAAUAAAGUAUUUCAAGCCUUGUGUUAUCAAGGACCAGCAUCACGAUCAAAAGGUUAGUCAGAUAGAAGGAGUUUUUACAGACGUAAGCAACCAGAGUCGUUGGCGGAAUGAGACCACCAACGAAGUAAAUCGUAAACGUGUAGCCAGAUCCGUCUCGCCCCAAGCAACCCCUGGCCACAAAAAUCGUCGUUUAUCAGAAGGAAGCGAAUGGUUGGAACUUACACCAAAAAGACACAUCUUUAACGAACUUUCAGAGCCCUCAAUUGCUGAAACUGAAGAAAAUACGGUUGAAAUAAAUACAAAUUCUUCUCCUCAGGCUGAAAAGGAAACCACAAAAGCAGUUGGACAAAUUAAUAAAACGUCUCCAAUAAAAAGUGAUAGUGAGGAACCUGAAGAAACAGGAGUCGCUAAAAAAGAACAGUCGGGAAGGCGUAGAAAAUGUACGUCUUCUAGUUCUGACGAGUUGGACAUCAAAAAACCAAAACGUGCCAAGGAGUCCUCAAUAUCGGAGGAGCCUAAAAUGGAAAAGAAAAAUACUCUACAAAAGAGUACAACCCAAAAGGGCCGAUCAAGAGCCAAGUCUAAAGCCAAGUCUAGUGAGCCAGAAGUGAAAGAAGCUCCAAGAAGAAGAUCCGGCGGCAGAUCAAAAGCCAUCUCCGAGGAACCCAGUGGCGAUGGCACAAAUGUUCAAAAAAGCAGAUCAAGAGCCAAAUCCAAAGCCAAAUCUAGUGAGCCAGAAGUGAAAGAAGCUCCAAAAGGCAGAUCUAAAGCCAUCUCCGAGGAACCUAGUAAGGGCGAUGUUACAAAUGUUCCGAAACGCAGAUCAAGAGCCAAAUCCAAAGCCAAAUCUAGUGAGCCAGAAGUGAAAGAAGCUCCAAGAAGAGGAUCUGGCGGCAGAUCAAAAGCCAUCUCCAAAGAACCUAGUGAGGGCGAUGGACCAAAUGUUCCGAUAAGCGGAUCAAGAGCCAAAUCCAAAGCCAAAUCUAGUGAGCCAGAAGUGAAAGAAGCUCCUAGAAGAAGAUCCGGCGCCAGAUCAAAAGCCAUCGCCGUGGAGCUGAAGGACAUAUCGAAUAAAGUUCAGGAACCUAUUAAGGGCAAUGUUACAAAUGUUCCUAAAAGCAGAUCAAGAGCCAAAUCCAAAUCCAAAUCUAGUGAGCCAGAAGUGAAAGAAGCUCCAAGAAGAAGAUCCGGCGGCAGAUCUAAAGCCAUCUCCCAGGAACCUAGUGAGGGCGAUGGAACAAAUGUUCCGAAAAGCGGAUCAAGAGCCAAAUCCAAAGCCAAAUCUAGUGAGCCAGAAGUGAAAGAAGCUCCAAAAGGCAGAUCAAAAGCCAUCUCCGAGGAACCUAGUGAGGGCGAUGGUACAAAUGUUCCAAAAAGCAGAUCAAGAGCCAAAUCCAAAGCCAAGUCUAGUGAGCCAGAGGUGAAGGAAGCUCCAAGAAGAAGAUCCGGUGGUAGAUCAAAAGCCAUCGCCAAGGACCUGAAUGACAUAUCGAAUAAAGUUCAGGAACCUAGUGAGGGCGAUGUUACAAAUGUUCCUAAAAGCAGAUCAAGAGCCAGAUCAAAAGCCGUUGUCGGGGAAUCCGUAAAGAAAGAACCCCCUAAAAGAAGAAAUGCCCGUUCCAGCAGUGCCAAGAAAUCGCUAGAUAGUUCUAAAACCUCCUCCGAAAUGGAGCCUAGCGAGGAUGGGGCCAACAAUAAACCCAAAGCGACUAAAGUGGGAGCACGAAAGGGUUCUGCAGCUCCCAGUUCUAAUAAAGGAGAAGCCAUCGUCGACAAGAAACCAAAACGGGGCAGACCAGCUGCGAAGCCUAAAGAACCUGUUACUGAAAAGGAUAAAACCCAACUGAAAAGUACUAGUGAACCUAUUGAAGCGGAGGUUGUUGAGAAACCAAGUAAGAAAGAUGAGGAGGUUGGCACUAAACCACCACCCAGAGCCCCAUCCAUGAGAUUAAGUAUGACCCCACCCGAUUCUCUAAGAGCCAUCACACAGUACAUCAAACAAGUCAGAUUAGAUGGAAAAAUCAAGAUAGUGUUUAGCAUGUGCGAUCGGAAACCACUGGAAAGAGUCUUAAAAUCCCUGCAGAAGGUUAUUGAGGUCACCGAAGACCCUUUGAAGUGCGACCUGGUCAUCAUGGAUCAUGGCGAUCGCACAUACAAAUUUCUUGUUGGCGUCGCUUCCAACAAACCCAUUCUUUCUAGCAGUUGGCUCCACUCCGUUCGAGCCACGAGCUGUAUUAGCGUUAAGGAUGAUCAUCUUUUCCAGGACGAGAGCUUUGAAGAGAAGUUCAAGUUCCGUCCCAUUUCCGUACUGGAGGGCCCCCGUCUGCUGCACGGACUAACAUUUUUCCUUCGGGACGGUAUCCAGCCUAGCGUGAAGGAAAUGCAAGCAAUUAUUGAAUGUGCUGGCGGGAAUGCCUACCUCAAACGACCCCCUCUCUCUACGAUCGGCGACAUCUUUGUAGUCACCACACCGCAGGACUGGACGUCCAAGAAUAUCAUGCGGGACUUUGCAAAAGUACACUUCAUUAAACCAGAGGGAAUAAUGCAAGCUCUCCUCCAACAUAAGCAGGAACUUGUAAAGAAUUUUCCGAUUGAAUUUGAAAGUUAAUGGUUGAAUUGUGUUAAUUAUUUGUUUUCUUUUUUUUGUAAUUAUUCCA
Molecule: messenger RNA, 4744 nt
Organism: Drosophila bipectinata
Lineage: Eukaryota; Metazoa; Arthropoda; Insecta; Diptera; Drosophilidae
Source: RefSeq, a predicted model, not a curated record